Tupaia belangeri chinensis (Chinese tree shrew) is the source of this 1486-nucleotide messenger RNA. It is a transcript of the gene CRLF1, whose product is annotated as cytokine receptor like factor 1. Gene Ontology annotation, cellular component: external side of plasma membrane; signaling receptor complex; CRLF-CLCF1 complex. Gene Ontology annotation, molecular function: cytokine binding; cytokine receptor activity. The transcript is spliced from 9 exons. Gene Ontology annotation, biological process: cytokine-mediated signaling pathway; positive regulation of tyrosine phosphorylation of STAT protein. The record is from RefSeq and is a predicted model, not a curated record. NCBI's taxonomy places the organism in Eukaryota, Metazoa, Chordata, Mammalia, Scandentia, Tupaiidae.
AUGGUCCUGGAGGUCCUGGCACGAUACACAGCGGUGAUCAGCCCCCAGGACCCCACGCUGCUCAUCGGCUCGUCCCUGCAGGCCACGUGCUCAGUGCACGGGGACCCCCCAGGGGCCACCGCAGAGGGCCUCUACUGGACCCUGAACGGGCGCCGCCUGCCCCGUGAGCUCUCCCGCGCUCUCAACGCCUCCACCUUGGCCCUUGUCCUGGCCAACCUCAACGGGUCCAGACAACAAUCAGGGGACAACCUCGUGUGCCACGCCCGGGACGGCAGCAUCCUGGCCGGCUCCUGCCUGUAUGUCGGCUUACCCCCGGAGAAACCUUUUAACAUCAGCUGCUGGUCCAAGAACAUGAAGGAUUUGACGUGUCGCUGGACGCCGGGGGCCCACGGGGAGACCUUUCUGCAUACCAAUUACUCCCUUAAGUAUAAGCUGAGGUGGUACGGGCAGGACAACACGUGCGAGGAGUACCACACGGUGGGACCCCAUUCGUGCCACAUUCCCAAGGACCUCGCUCUCUUUACGCCCUAUGAGAUUUGAGUGGAAGCCACCAACCGCCUAGGCUCGGCUCGUUCCGAUGUGCUGACCCUGGACAUCCUGGACGUGGUGACCACGGACCCCCCGCCCGACGUGCACGUGAGCCGCGUUGGGGGCCUGGAAGACCAGCUAAGCGUGCGCUGGGUCUCGCCACCCGCCCUCAAAGAUUUCCUCUUUCAAGCCAAGUAUCAGAUCCGCUACCGCGUGGAGGACAGCGUGGACUGGAAGGUAGUGGAUGACGUAAGCAACCAGACCUCUUGCCGCCUGGCCGGCCUGAAGCCUGGCACCGUGUACUUCGUGCAAGUGCGUUGCAACCCUUUCGGCAUCUAUGGCUCCAAGAAAGCGGGGAUCUGGAGUGAAUGGAGUCACCCCACGGCUGCCUCUACCCCCCGCAGCGAGCGCUCGGGCCCGGGCGGCGGGGCGUGCGAGCCGCGGGGUGGAGAGCCGAGCUCGGGGCCGGUGCGGCGCGAGCUCAAGCAGUUUCUGGGCUGGCUCAAGAAGCACGCGUACUGCUCGAACCUCAGUUUCCGCCUGUACGACCAGUGGCGGGCCUGGAUGCAGAAGUCGCACAAGACGCGUCACCAGGACGAGGGGAUCCUGCACUCGGGCCGACGGGGCGCGGCGAGAGGUCCUGCCAGAUAAGCUGUAGGGAUUGGGCUACCCUCCCGAGAGAGCCACAUGGAGGAGACCCAAGGGCCGAACCCAGUUGGGGUCCACCUGUGUACCCUUAUUUCAGGACACCCGAGCACCCUCGGCAGGAGCUGGGGAAGGCUCUCUGAGCUCCAAUAGUCAAAUGAGCUCUGGUUCUAAAUGGGGCCACGCUGGAGUGCAGUCAAUGGCGUGUGGGCAUGAGGGUUGGUUAAGCUGCCUGGGACCCCUUGUGGGGGGGGGCGGAGUUGAGGGAACAAAGAAAAUGCCCUACGCAGGGCCCUCCCCCCCCCCACCUCUG